This is a messenger RNA of Bacidia gigantensis, 753 nucleotides long. RefSeq lists its product as uncharacterized. The transcript has a single exon. The coding region runs from base 1 to 753 and encodes 250 amino acids. The record is from RefSeq and is a predicted model, not a curated record. NCBI's taxonomy places the organism in Eukaryota, Fungi, Ascomycota, Lecanoromycetes, Lecanorales, Ramalinaceae.
AUGUAUUGUUUAGUCCUGACGCAUCUUCUGGCCCAUCUCAUUACCUCCGGCUUCACUUCACCAAUCAACGCGGCUAUACCUGCAGCCCCAGAUUGUGCGACGCGUCCACCUGGUACAACUCCAGAGAGUGACUGCUAUCCACCACUAUCCAUCACCGAUACCGACACCGCCCAUGUCUGGGGUAUAGCCGUGGACAAGGUCGCUGAUGCACAAGACAUACAGCUCUCAUGGUACGAACAAGGCAACAGUGGCCAGGAUUUCCAUUACUUGAACGGGUGGACACGUGCGGAAAACAACUCAUGGUGGAUGACGACAUGCGAGCCCGCGGUCGAAAGAAUCUGCAAGAUCACCGACCUUGCUCGAGCCUCCUUCCCCACGUCGGGUUACGAAGGCAAAUGGUGGUGGGGCUAUGAAGUCGCCAAAGACCAAGGCUCAGAAGGUUGUCUGAUCAGCGUGUAUGUACCGGGUCUCGGCGCAGUCACACCGCCUUCGGCUCAGGACUGCAAGGCCACCAUCCUGGAACCCAUGAUCUCCUUGCUGAACGAAUCUUACGAUAUGCGGGCCAGUGUCAAUCUGGCACAAGCUCCUGGUGUACCUAAUUUCGCGAAACCCGGUACUCAGAUCAGCGGCCCGCCGCAAAAACUGCUUAACCCCGAUGGUUCGACUGUGGAUAUUGAUGGUUUGGAUCAGAGCAUUGAUAACCUGGGUGAAGCACUGAAUGCGUCAUUGACUUCGUGGCUUGUCCAACCGUAG